GCCAUUGACCGGUACUGAGAAGCAGACGCGGACGCUGCUGCUGCCGCAUGUGCGCCGCUGAACGACUGGACAACGUCGGUUUGCAUGCCCAGGCGGCUCGAUCGGCUUGAUGGCGAAAGCCAAUGACCAAUAGUUUUGUACCUCAUACUUUCAGGAGCUUGUGGGCCCUACACGGGCUCGCUAUGAGGCGAAGAUUAGUAUGUGCAACGGCGUCGAUCCCUACACACUACGCGUGGAAACGAAUACGACAUCGGAUGUGGACUUGCUUCCAGCCACUACACACGUGGACAUUAUUAACUAUCUGGUCUUAUCGACAAGCUACAUUUCCCUGCUACAAAUGAAGGCGUACAAGUCCUUAGAGGCCCACAAUUACUUCACAAGCGGAUGGGUGAAGAGCCUCACAACAAUGCAGCUACCAUCCAAGCGGAUCGUCGUUCUGAGCGAGGUCAACCACUCUCAACGGCUGCAAGAGGCACCACUGAAGGCCUGGUUGCUGGCCGACGCCGACGGAAGCGUUAUCACAGCGCACUGCACCUGCAUGGCAGGAGCAGGCGAAGCCUGCGUGCACCUUGGAGCAACACUGUUCGCUGUUGAGACAGCAGUGCGUCUCAGGAAUUCAAGAAUGUGCACGGAGGAGAAGAACGUCCAGCUUCCUGCACACAGCCCGGGGACGCAGUACAAAAGGCUUCGGGACAUUGACUUCUCAUCUUCUAAAAGCAAAAAUAAACAAAUAGAUGGGGUUCACCAGAGGCUGAAUGCUGAAGUCGUGCCACUAUUGCACCCAGUUGUGCCACCUGCUCCUACAGAGGAAGAGCUCAGAAUCUUCCAUUCCAGACUUUCGGAUGCUGGAGCUGUACCUGCACUCUUCAUGUUCCACCUGCAGUACAGUGGCAGGUUUGAGCCACCUUGCAGGAGAGAACCAAGCCUUCUUUGCAACUUGUUAUGUGCAGAAGCACGAUCGGUGGACUUGCCAGCUCUCGUUUCCCGUGCCGACAAGGUGCUGGCCGAACUUGUCGUCAGUGAAGAAAUGGUAACGAAUGUAGAAAAGAGCACACGGGCACAGUCCAAAUGUGCAAGGUGGUAUUCAUAUCGUGCAGGUAGGAUUACUGCAUCAGUAAUGAAAAGUGUCUGUUCAACUAGUGUGACCCAGCCCUCAAUAAGCCUUUUGAAAAAGAUCUGCUAUCCUGAACAGAAUACCUUCACGAGUGCAGCUACAGCAUGGGGUCUCAAGCACGAGAAUGAUGCAGUCGCUAGCUAUGUUGAUUUCAUGUUAGAAAAUCACACCGACUUCACUCAUCGCAAAACGGGUUUAUUUGAGCACGCAGCACCCCACAUCGCUGCCAGCCUCGAUAGUCUUGUUUGCUGUGCAUGCUGCGGCAAGGGAGUUGUUGAAGUUGAAUGUCAUCAUUCCUUAGCCAUCAACACGAUACAGCAGGCAGUAAAUGACUCAGACUUCUGCCUAAAGGAUGUCGACGGCAACCUGCGCCUAGAAAGGAAGCACCCUUUUUUCUAUCAGGGCCGACAGUUGCUUUUUGCCUUUAGUGAAGGCAGGAACAUGCAGCUCUGCACAGUACAGGCUCAGAGUAUCGGCAAUAUCAAAUCCCCUGUCGGCGAGAACCACAUCCGCUUGGGAUAG
Ixodes scapularis (black-legged tick) is the source of this 1636-nucleotide messenger RNA. RefSeq lists its product as uncharacterized. Bases 200 to 1636 code for a protein of 478 amino acids. Gene Ontology annotation, molecular function: zinc ion binding. Lineage: Eukaryota; Metazoa; Arthropoda; Arachnida; Ixodida; Ixodidae. The record is from RefSeq and is a predicted model, not a curated record. The transcript is spliced from 3 exons.